AUGGAAGACGCUAGAAUAGACAUAACGUCUGAUUUCAUAUUGCGAGGUAGGCUUGACCAGAACCGAGGUGUUAGACCGAAAGUUGGAGUCGAGAUUCAAGAUAUAGAAGAACUUGAAGAACAACAGCGUCGGAAAAGAGCCGAGUUCGAGGGCGUUUUGAAAGUCAAACGUCAUGAUAUUCGCCAAUGGAUGAGAUACGCCAAAUAUGAGCUUGAACAAAAGGAUUUCAGACGUGCGAGAUCGAUCUAUGAAAGAGCUUUACAAAUUGACAAAGCAAACGUUCCGUUAUGGAUCAGAUACAUCGAUUCUGAACUGAAGGCUAAAAAUGUAAACCAUGCUCGCAAUCUUUUGGAAAGGGCCACCACACUUUUGCCUCGAGUUGAUAAACUAUGGUUCAAAUACGUUUACGUGGAAGAGUCCUUAGGAAACGAGGAAAUCGUCAGAACUUUGUUUAGCAGAUGGUGCACGUUGGAACCGACCGAAAAUACGUGGAAUGCGUUCAUUGACUUUGAAAUAAGACAUCAGAAGCUGGAGAAUGCCCGUCUUGUUUUCAGCAGAUACGUCUUAGUUCAUCCACAAAUCGACACAUGGCUCAAAUGGGCAGAUAUCGAGGUGAAAUACGGCGAUGUCAACACUGUUCGUCAAGUGUAUUCUUUGGGACUAGACACUGUUGCAUCCUACGACCUCUCGAAAGAAGGCGAUGUCGCAAGGUUGAUUAACCAGUUCGCCCUAUGGGAAGCGAGCCAAAGAGAAGUUGAUCGCGCAAAUGCAUUGUUUGAAGUAGCGUUAACCAAGUGGCCCAGUAAUCACAGCUUAGAGGCGAAAAAACUUCAGUUUAAGAAGAUGUUUGGUGUUGACAAGGACGUUGAGCGAGCUCUCAUUUUCAAAAGAAGGCGAGAAUACGAACAGCGCGUCUUUGAAAAUGCGAGCGACUUCGACACUUGGUGGAUCCUGCUCGAUCUUGUUGAAAACCAUUUCGAAAAGGAUGCGCUUUCUGUUUACUCACAUUGCGUUAAGAGAGCUCGACCGUCCUCCUCAGCCAACGAAUUGGAUUGGCGGCGGUACAUGCAGCUGUGGCUGAGAUAUGUCAUCUAUAUGGAAUUACAGAUUGGUGAUGUGGUAAAAGUGAGAGAACUCUAUGGAAAUUUGCUGAGCAGCGUUAUGCCAAAAGCACUCGACUGUUCUGAGAUAUGGAUAACGUUCAGUCAAUUCGAACUUAGGCAGCUUAACAUUGACGGAGCGCGCCGUAUUUUUGGCAAGGCAAUCGGACUUGCUCCAACGAAACGCAUUUUUCAUGAAUACAUUGAUCUCGAAAUCAAGCUAAAGGAAUUUGACCGUGUUCGCCUCAUCUAUGAAAAGCUAAUAUCCUUUGAUCCUUCUGAUGUAUCUAGUUGGUUGUCUUUUGCAGAGUUAGAAGAAAAUCUCGGGGACCAAGAAAGGUGUCGUGCCAUCUAUGACCUUUCUCUUGAGAAAGACAUACCUCUGACGCAAGAAUCUCAACAACAGGUUUUUGAAGCCUAUAUUGAAUUUGAGGCUGGACUCCAGGGGCUUGAUAAAGUCAGAAAGCUUUACCAAAGGUACUUGUCAGCGACACAUUUCGAUGCUCAGGUUUGGAUAAGUUGGGCAUUCUCUGAGACCACCUUCAAAGUUAACAACCAAGAAGAUUCAUUCGAUGUAGAAGCUUUAGAAAGUUCAAGAGACAUUUUUGAAAGGGCGAUUGAAUAUUUCAAAGAUAAUGGCGACCCCGACAGCAGAAAAGCUGUCUUAGAAGCAAUGCUUGAAUAUGAAGAAACCUACGGCGAUACUUUAACACAACAAAAGGUCAUAGAAAGGAUGCCCGAGAUAGUCAAAGCAAAUCGCGUAAUUGAUAAUGUGGAGAGAGAAAUAUCGACCAUGGAGUUCCCAGAAGAUUUCAAAGAGAGGACAGGCCCGACGAAACCGAUUUCUAAGCUAUUGAGUCUAGCACAUGAAUGGAAGAAGAAGAAAGCAACCGGACUUGGCAAAAACGGUCCAUAG
Molecule: messenger RNA, 2016 nt
Organism: Lachancea mirantina
Lineage: Eukaryota; Fungi; Ascomycota; Saccharomycetes; Saccharomycetales; Saccharomycetaceae
Source: the annotation of a GenBank genome assembly